AUUUCCCCGAGUUAUAACCAGUUAUAUUCCACUAUCACUCAUUAUACUAUCGACAUCGACAUAAAGAAGGAGCAUUUUAACACCGGCGGCACGGCUUAUAAUAGGUGCAUGGUAAUGGGCAAACUACAAGAAAUUGAGAGAAGAGAUUUACCGAAACUGAGAGAUGAGUUAGAAUGUUAUCUCCCCGAUUCUGCUACGAUAUACGGAAUACUUGAAAUCUUGCUCAAUUACGGAACGCUCAAGAACUGGGAAACACGUGUAUUUACGACAAAGGGAAAAUCAUCGACCCUUGUAGUGACAACACCUAUGUGUACCAUGCUGGAGUACCAAAGCCUCUCCGUGUUUUGGGACUGCAAUAUGGACGAGGACCUGGAGGUAACUGCAGCACUUUCGACCUUACCUGGUUUUAAUUGGGACAAACCUAUAUUCCUUUACGCUUGUCCAAUGCACCUUCACGAAAAGCUGAGCCUCAUGAUCGGAAACAGAGAGCUUGGAACGGGGAAGCUACACCCUGAGCGUCUUAUGAGAGCACACCUGUACACUGUAACCGCUGAGACUUUAUCAACACCCAGGGUGCCCAAAGGCUUCGAGAUCCGGCGCACAGACCCGCGGUUCGCCGAGCAUAUGCACACCCACUGGAGGUACAAAGAUUUUGAGUCGUUCGAGGCCUACGAACAGCUAAUCCACAUUCUUCCGGGUUACGCCAUUUUCGAAACUCCUCCUAAUGUUGGCGAGGAGGGCCAGGAUCCAAGAGGAAAGGCUCACCCAACCGAAGCUCCCGUUUCGUGGGUUCAGUUGGGUCGGAACAACACGAUGAGCAAUACAUUCACCCUCCCGGGGUACAGGAGGCGAGGUCUUGCUCAGGCGGUGACCCUCGCUUUGGCUGCCCACGUGACCCGGCAGAGUGGCAAGGCGUCGGUCUACGUUAGCGACGAAAACGAGUCUUCUGUCGCCUUCCACAAGCGGCUAGGCUUCACCCGCGAGUGCGCCAUAGGCUGGCAGGCUUUCAGCUAGACAAGCGUUUUGGAGUACAGUUAAAUCAAGAUUUCAGUCUUGCAGUUAAACCAAUUUUUAAUUAUGCAUUAAUGAAACCAAGAUUUGGCAUGCAGUUAACCAAAAUUUCAGUCAUGGAGUCAUCCUUUUAAACCAAGAAGUAAAUCACACACUUUACAAAUAUUUACAGAAUCUCGUAGUUAAUUACACAUAUACCCUUCCUAUUAACCUAAAAUUAGACCCUUUAGCGCAUGUAUCAAAACGCCAUUAAACUUUUUUUUUCUUUUUUCUUUUUUUCAUUAUAUUACGUGCAUCAGAGGAGGCGACUCUGUAAGGAUAGAAUAUUGUAAGGCAAUGCCAAAUGUAAUUAUAUUCAAGGCUCUAUAGGUGUCUUGUUUAAAGUUCUCAUUAGGCACCAUAACUCUGUAACUAUUUUGCACGAUUAUUCUGUAUAAUACAUGUGUUUUUUAUUACUUUGAUUCACAAAUGACUAUCUGACAGUUCGAGGAAUGUAAUCUAACUAAAUUUUGACUAAGCUGCCGUUGAUGGAAUAUUGCCGGUACGCUUUCAUAUAUAUGAUAAAGGUUUCUAGUAAGUGUGAUUCAUUUUGUGUUAGCGUCUUCUCUUAUAUAUAAAUGUGUGUGUGUAUUUAUAAACUGUCAAG
This is a messenger RNA of Penaeus monodon (black tiger shrimp), 1657 nucleotides long. RefSeq lists its product as uncharacterized. Gene Ontology annotation, molecular function: acyltransferase activity, transferring groups other than amino-acyl groups. NCBI's taxonomy places the organism in Eukaryota, Metazoa, Arthropoda, Malacostraca, Decapoda, Penaeidae. The record is from RefSeq and is a predicted model, not a curated record. The coding region runs from base 109 to 1014 and encodes 301 amino acids. The transcript is spliced from 6 exons.